CGGCAGAUGGGAUUUAGAAAGAGUCUCGUACGUUGCGUAAGAAAUAUAUCAGGCAGAAGACAGUCAGUUUUUUUGUCCUUACGAUUCGUUCCUCCUCCAUCGGCUCUUGAAAAUCCAGUCCUCUAACUUUAAGCCUUCGAUAACACUCUCAUUACACCUGGAACUCUCACGAUGGCUCUCUCACAAGCAGCAGCCGUGGUCGAGAAGAUCAUUGGCCAUGGUGGCGAGGCCACGACAGAACAAAAUUUGACCAAUCCGGCGAAAGAUCCCUCCAAAUAUGCCGAUCCUUCUGGCGAGAAGAUGAAGGCUCUUGUAUGGAAUGGCAAAAACGAUGUCAAAGUCGUCGAGACCUUCAAACCCGCCAAGAUUGAAGACACCGAUGUCAUUGUCAAAGUCACCGGAUCGACUGUUUGCGGAUCAGAUCUGCAUCUGUUGCAUGGAACAGUCGUCGAGCUGCAAAAGGGGGAUAUUCUAGGACAUGAAUUCUGUGGCGUGGUAGACAGUGUUGGCCCCAACAUCAAGAACGUCAAGCCCGGCGAUCGUGUGGUCUGCAGUUUCCAAAUCGCCUGUGGAAGCUGUAUGUAUUGCCAGAAGAAGUUGAGCAGUCAGUGUGAAAAGACAAAUGACAACACGAUUGAAAACAUCAUGUACGGUGGUCGCACCGCGGGCAUGCUUGGGUAUUCCCAUUUCACAGGAGGUUAUGCAGGUGGGCAAGCAGAGUACGUCCGGGUUGCCUAUGGCGAUGUGAACCUCCUGAAACUCCCCGACAACGUGCCUGACGAGAAGGGGCUAUACCUGUCCGACGUGCUCAGCACGUCGUGGAAUUGCGUCGUCGACACUGGUGUCAAGGAUGGAGAUGUCGUCGCCAUUUGGGGUGCGGGUCCAAUUGGCCAAAUGUGCGCCGAGAUGUCCUUUGUCAACGGCGCAAAACGAGUCAUCAUCAUCGAUGGCGGGGAAGCGGCCUGGCGUCUAGAUUAUGUUAAGUCCAAGCUGCCCAAGGUGGAAACCAUCGACUUCACCAAACUACCCAAGGGUGAAACGAUUGUGUCUAUGCUGAAAAAGAUGGAACACGGCGGCCCUGAUGUCGCGCUGGAGUGUGUCGCGGGUGAAUAUCCGAAGGGCUGGGCCCAUUACUUUGAACUGGCCCUCGGGAUGGAAACCGACACGUCUGAGAUUGUGAACGAGAUGAUUGCCAGCGUCAAAAACUUUGGCCGCUGUGGCAUCACGGGUGUGUACGUCGGAUAUACGAACCACUUCAACAUCGGAUCCCUGAUGGAGCGAGGCAUCCGCCUGAUCGGAAAUGGUCAAGCGCCGGUACACUUGUACUGGGAAGACCUACUGAAGAAGAUCCAAGAUGGCACAAUUCAACCACUAAACAUGGUCAGCCACCGUGUCGACCUUGCCGAGUUGGAGGAAGUGUACAAGCGCUACGAUGCGCGUGAAAAGGGCAUGCAGAAGGUAUUUGUUCAAACCAAGUUCAGCUUCCCUCCGGCAGCUGGAGCACCACAACUCACGAAAUUCGGGACCGGAUGAAAUGAUUCUGGAUCUAGCAAUUGUUACUGUGGCGUUUGAGGUUGUUCCAGUGGAAAUGGCGGCAACACAUGUAUUCGAUAUAUCGCUACAAUGCACAAUUGGACAUCACGAUCUUGUCUUGC
Exophiala oligosperma is the source of this 1655-nucleotide messenger RNA. RefSeq lists its product as uncharacterized. Lineage: Eukaryota; Fungi; Ascomycota; Eurotiomycetes; Chaetothyriales; Herpotrichiellaceae. The transcript has a single exon. The record is from RefSeq and is a predicted model, not a curated record. Bases 172 to 1533 code for a protein of 453 amino acids. Gene Ontology annotation, molecular function: zinc ion binding; oxidoreductase activity.